Mesocricetus auratus (golden hamster) is the source of this 3701-nucleotide messenger RNA. It is a transcript of the gene Cd274, whose product is annotated as CD274 molecule. The transcript has 7 exons. Gene Ontology annotation, biological process: immune response; T cell costimulation; cellular response to lipopolysaccharide. The coding region runs from base 286 to 1158 and encodes 290 amino acids. NCBI's taxonomy places the organism in Eukaryota, Metazoa, Chordata, Mammalia, Rodentia, Cricetidae. Gene Ontology annotation, cellular component: external side of plasma membrane. The record is from RefSeq and is a predicted model, not a curated record.
UUCGUAGAUAUCCACCUGCCUCUGUCUCCGGAGUACUGGGAUUAAAGGCGUGAGUCACCACGCCAGAUCCUAGCUUUGUUUCCCUAUAAACUCAGUAUUUUAUCCUAAAUUGAGCACAAAAUCCAGUGAGACAGGCGAUUCGGUUUCAGAGCGGACGUGGGCAGGGUUUCCACACAAGAGGGCGGGCCUCGGCUAUAAAGCUGGGGACUCGCUGGCUUCCUGCCACAAGCCAGGCUGCACCUUCGUGUCGCCGCCAGUCUCCUGCCUACAGAUAAGUCAAGAAACAUGACUAUAUUUGUCAUUGUUACCAUCUUUACAGUCUGCUGUCACUUGCUAAAUGCAUUUACCAUCACGGCUCCCAAGGAACUGUAUGAGGUAGAGUAUGGCAGCAACGUCACAAUUGAAUGCAGAUUCCCAGUAAAACACCAGCUGGACCUGCUUUCAUUAGUUGUCUACUGGGAAAAGAACGACAAUCCAGUUAUUCAAUUUGUAGAUGGAAAGGUAGACCUGAAGCAUCAACACAGCAGCUUCAGGGGGAGAGCCUGGUUGCCAAAGGAACAGAUUUUAAAGGGAAAUGCUGGGCUCCAGAUCACAAACGUGAAACUGCAGGAUGCGGGUGUUUACGGUUGUAUGAUCAGCUAUGGCGGAGCAGACUACAAGCGGAUUACACUGCAAGUCAAUGCCCCAUACCGAAAAAUCAACCACAGAAUUUCCAUGGAUCCAGUCACGUCCGAGCAUGAACUAACAUGUCAGGCUGAGGGCUACCCAGAAGCUGAAGUCAUCUGGACAAACAGUGACAAACAGUCCCUGAGUGACAAGACUACUGUCACCAUUUCCCAGACAGAGGAGAAGCUUUUCAAUGUGACCAGCACUCUGAGGAUCAAUGCAACAGCUAAUGAUGCUUUCUACUGUACUUUUUGGAGAUUACAGUCAGGGGAAAACCACACAGCUGAGUUGAUCAUCCCAGAACCGCUCGCAGAAUUUCUCCCAAAUAAGAGGACUCAUUGGGUACUUCUGGGACCGCUCCUGUUGCUCCUUGUAGCAUCCAUAGUCUUCUUCUGCAUAAGAAAACGAGUGAGAACUUUAGAUGUGGAAAAGUGUGGCAUCGAAGACACAAACUCAAAAAACCAAAACGAUACGCAGUUCGAGGAGACGUAAACAGAGUUGAGGACUCCAGUCAUCAAGGAGGGAUUGCCAGUCUGUGGUGUGUGAAAGAAGAGGUCCUUGGGAUGUAGGGCCAAGGACUCAAGAUGAAACCUGGGAAGAAAAGAGAACGAAGAAAGUGUUGGAAGGGGAGCCUGACACAAAGGACAUUUCUUCAGAAGACACCGAUAAGCAAGUUGUCCAUCAAUCAUCUUGGAAAAGUGGCUUGAGAAUCCCCGACUUAACAUCUGGUCCUUGCAGAAGUGCCCUUUCCCUCCACUCAGUGUCUGGAUGAGAGACAGAGAGAGAGUCACAAGUGGUGGAGUGUGAGUGUUUUCUAUUUAUUUUGAGCCUGUGUGUGCUUGUCGUGGGAGUGUAGUUGUGAUUGAUGCAUUCUAAAGCCAUAAUAGAUGUUAAAAUGUAGUCACCAAACUCAACGGCUGCUUGUCACCUUGUCCAUAGGCUGAGAAGCAUGCGCAUCUGUGAGGCGCUUGGUGUCCUCUGUAACUACUGGUACAAGUAGGACACAUGGAGGACCCAUGAUUGGUUUGAUAGGGCUUUUGCUGCUUGACUUGAGUAAUCUUUAUUCUCAGUCCUCGAGGCUCUUUGGUAGUAGUUGUUCCGUUUAAGUGUCAGCUUUACAAGUGUCUGAUACUACACUUAACAAUCUCAUUUCAUCUCCAUAGCAACCCUCAUGGUAACCUCUAUUAUACUCACUUCAUAGCCCAAGAAGCUGAGCAGUUAAGUAACUUGCCCAUGGGACAAAAGCUAUCAGAUCUCUGUCUUUCAGCCACUAUCCUUUUAGAAUACAAUUUGCAGCUAAGAAGUGGAUUUUUAAAAAUGGCUUAUUAAGUAGCAUUGCAUAUCACACCAUGCCUCUAAUACUGUGCUGGCCCUUGAGCAUAGGUAUGUAAGCCAGAGUACUGGUUAGACAUGCUUAUGCAUGUUCAAUACUCAAAGCAAUGCUCAUCAAUAAGGAGUAUAUAUUUAAAUGACUCUGGAAAGUAACUCUUGAGUUCCUUGUCUAGCAUUAUAUUUAUCCCUGAUUUGUUAUCUUUGCCAUACAAUAUCAUGUCCUCCACAUAAUAUCUAGUAUUGUUUAAAAGUUCUUUUUUAUUUUUCUAUCCAAAUAAUAUUGAGGACUGGAGAGAUAACUCAGCUGUAAAAUCCUCCAGAACCCACAUUAAAAUAAACAGUUGGGUAUGUCUGCACGCUUUUGAUCCCAGCACCGGGGCAGAGACAGGCAGAUCCCUAGCUCUGGUUGGCUAGCUGGCCUAGCCUGCGUGGGCCUAUGAGAGCUGCUGUCUCAAAAAAAUGAAGUGGACAGUGCCUGAGAAAUGAAGCCUCCACACACAUGUGCACCACACACUCACAUACCUACAUGACCCUCCUGCACAUGAACACACGUGCAAUCCAAACACAUGUGAACAGGAAGCUGACUCAGAAUGGUCCCGAAGACAAACAAAACUCUAGUCCAUCACCGUACCCUUGCUACUCCCUUCCCAGAAGCAACUGAUACUGGUUUUUGCACUUAUAUUUCCUCAAAGACAGUUAAUAUGUAAAUAUAUGUUAAAGUAACUAUUUUUUAACUCCUAAAUGGUAGCUCACUGUGCACUUGAUGUAUACUUUGCCCUUUUAAUUUAAUGUAUGGAUCCUUAUGCAGCUGCUAGAACCUAUUUCAAGAUCCAAGAAGGGUACUGCCUCGUUUCUCGGUUUUCCUUCCCAUCCCUCCAGGUACCUCUCAUGCUGUCUAGGCCAGACACUGUGUCCUCUGUCUGUGCCUGUAAAAUACCAUUUGUAGAACACUUACUCGCUGGCUGAGUUUGUUUUUUCCUUAUUUGUGUCUGUUCAAAGGGAGACCAUGAGUCCCCAGGGUCUACAGAGUCAACCCAAUACCAGGGGUAGCCUUAUUUGAAACUCGGUGACAGCAGCAGAUCUGGAGUGGUGUUGUUACUGUCUUUCUCCUCUGCUUCUUUUCUCUAACACAGAUGUUCCAUUUGCUUAUUAGAGGCUGUCCCUGGAAAUCCCAGCAUUGCUCCUGGGUUACUGGCCGUCCUGACCUGCAUCAGGAAAAGUCCGUUAGCUCUGUGUGAGCCCUUGAAGGCUCUCAUCAGCACAGUAGAUUUGAGAAUCAGGGCUUCUUGAGGGAGGAAGGGACUAGGAGCCCAGAGCUUUCUUUGUUUUGUCACAUGUCAAGAGUGAAGAAACAGUCUCUAGUCCAGCACUCAGGAGGCAGAGGCAGGCAGAUCUCUGUGAGUUGAGGCCAGCUUAGGCUACAUAGAGUUCCAAGUCAGCCUGGUCCCCAAAGGAACCCUUCUAUUACCUGUUAACACAAAUUUGUUUGCGGGAUGAUUCUCAUGGCAAUGUCUUGUUUGUGUGAAUUUUAAAAACAAAUACAGUUGAUUCACUUUACUUGAAAUCUUAACACCAUCUCAUGGUGUUGUAUUGUAAAGGCACUUUAUACUUUUGUGUUGUGUAUCACCAUAACUGGAAAUUUUAUUUUGCAUCUAAUUGUCAUUGUAUUGCAUUAAUUUAAUAAAAUAUUUUUAUUUAUUAAA